CAACAUGUCAUCGGCUACUGUCCUUGGAGUCGAUGCUUAUCCGAGAUAAUCAUCACAACACCAUCUUCUAUGGGUUACAAGGAGUUGGUGGGGAGAAAAAGUGUUGGAAGUCAUCUCACGCAACCAUUUGAGAGAAAAGGUUUGGUUUGUCUCGUGGAUCAGGAGAACUGCGGACAUCUCAUGGCAUUGAAUAGGCGACGUCUGUUUCUUUUCCCCUUGGGAGCAAGACAUGGUGCAGUUCACCCUUGCUUCGAUCAGUGGUUCCUCUGUCCGUCUCACCUCCACCAUCAGAGGACCGAGAAAGAGCAGACAAGCGGAGGGGAGAGCGCUGGCGACAUGAGCCCCAUAUCUAUCGGUGUGUUGUAACAUGGCAACCACUCCAACGAGGAGUUCUCACACUUGGUAUGAUUAGCUCAACGACGAAGAAUACGUAACGCAUUACGUGGGGUACAAGUUGCAGUGGGACAAAGCUUAUAAGCCAAGAGUAGCGGUGGAGGUGUAUCAACUCCAACCCGUAUGUGUACCACAGGGAGUUAACGAGACCUUCGAGUAGAUGUGGAGUGGGGUGGGUGGGCUGUGGCAGGGGAGGCAAAGGUCACGCACCCUUUCCCAUGUGAAUCCACGCGGUCAUCUCUCCCCACGCACCUUCCCAUUCCGAAAGCUCGUCUUUGGUCCUCCUUUAUUCAUUGGUAAGUAGCGAGGUAGGUCGACUCCGUCGUCAACCCUGUUAGCUUGUGGCAGAUAAUUCUAUCCCCAUCUCCCAUAUUCUCUUCCUGAUUCCCUUCUCGGUUCCUUCAUCGAUUUAUUUCCCUCACGUAUUCUAUUUCCUGCACCAAAGCUUCUCUCUCUCUCUCUCUCUCUCUCUCUGUUGAAGAGGAGGAUACAGCGGGAUACUGGGAGUAGCGGGUUGAGGAGAUAAAAGAAACAAAGCAGAGAUUGGACAGGAGCCGAGGGAUGGAUGUGUGCGACACCAGCCUUGCUCUCGGGCUUGGCGUCGGGGGAAGGAGCACGGCGCCGUCGAGCGGUACGACUCGUCGCAGGCAGGAAGUGCCCUGCUCGCCUCUCAGGAGCUUGAUGGCACAGAAGCAGCCAUCACUGAUGUUAAGCCUUCCUCAUGAUGUCUACAACGGGGAAGCGAACAAGGGGAGCGAGGAGGGGCGGCAAGCGCGGCCGUCGUCUCCUCACAGCACGGUCUCAUCCUUUUCGACUGCCUACACUCCGACGACGAUGAAGAAGGAGAAAGACGACGGCGGCGGCGGCGGCGGCGAGGAAGCAGAUACAGCGAGGGCCGACUCCCGCGGCGGUAGCUACGACGAUAACGACGACGGCAGUCCUAGGAAGAAGCUUAGGCUCACGAAGGAGCAGUCGGCCCUGUUGGAAGACAGGUUCAAGGAGAACAGUACCCUCAAUCCUAAACAGAAGCAUGCUUUGGCCAAGCAAUUGAAUCUGCGGCCACGACAAGUGGAAGUAUGGUUCCAAAAUAGGAGGGCAAGGACCAAGCUCAAGCAGACCGAAGUCGACUGCGAGUUUCUGAAGAGGUGCUGCGAGUCGCUGACCGACGAGAACCGGCGACUGCACAAGGAGCUACAGGAGCUGAAGGCCCUCAAACUCGCGCCGCCGCCGGUCUGCAUGCAGUUCCCGGCGGCCACCCUCACCAUGUGCCCUUCCUGCAAGACCAUAAGAGCCGCCGCCGACGGCCCCAAAGGCGGCGGCGCCGAGCCUUUUGUGGUCGCACCAGCAAAGCAUCACUUCUUCCACCCUUUCAUCCAUUCAGCAUCAUGUUAGCUGGGGAAGACGAACUCCUCCCACCCCCUCUUUUUUAUUAUAUUUUUUUUAAAUUUUUAAUCUAGGGCUUGGGAAUUACACUCGAUACUUAGCAUCACUCGACUGGUUAUGGUCGACGAAGAAGCAAUUGCAUCUGGUACCGCCAAGUAUUAUUGACAGACCGAUUGCUUUAUGUUCCUUACAA
This is a messenger RNA of Musa acuminata AAA Group (dessert banana), 1969 nucleotides long. Its product is annotated as homeobox-leucine zipper protein HOX19-like. The transcript has 3 exons. Lineage: Eukaryota; Viridiplantae; Streptophyta; Magnoliopsida; Zingiberales; Musaceae. The coding region runs from base 955 to 1785 and encodes 276 amino acids. The record is from RefSeq and is a predicted model, not a curated record. Gene Ontology annotation, biological process: regulation of DNA-templated transcription. Gene Ontology annotation, molecular function: DNA-binding transcription factor activity, RNA polymerase II-specific; sequence-specific DNA binding.